This is a messenger RNA of Striga hermonthica, 1068 nucleotides long. The record is from the annotation of a GenBank genome assembly. Lineage: Eukaryota; Viridiplantae; Streptophyta; Magnoliopsida; Lamiales; Orobanchaceae.
AUGGCGGGUGUUCCAUACUCAUCGGGAGUCAGGAGUUUGAUGUAUGCCAUGGUCUGUACCAGACCAGAUAUCGCUCACGCGGUUGGAAUUGUUAGCAGGUAUCUUUCCAAUCCUGGGAAGGAUCAUUGGGAAGCUGUGAAGUGGAUCUUAAGGUACCAAAAAGACAGUGCAAAUAAGUCAUUGAGCUUCGACAAAGGAAACCCAAUUCUUGAAGGUUAUACAGAUGCAGAUAUGGCAGAGUAUAUUGCAUUAACAGAAGCAGGAAAAGACCUGCUUUGGUUUAAGAGGUUUCUUCAACAAUUGGGAAUGAAGCAAGAAAUGUAUGAUAUCCAUUGCGAUAGUCAAAGCGCAUUAGAUUUGAGUAAGAAUGCGAUGUACCACUCUCGCACGAAGCACAUUGAUGUCAAAUAUCAUUGGCUACGUCAAGCAGUGGAAGAACAACAGUUCAGGUUAGAAAAGAUUUACACUGACGAUAAUCCUGCUGACAUGAUGACAAAAGUUAAAAAUGCUUUCGAGUGGGGUUUAUCAAUGAUCCCUCACUCGGAAGAUGCAGUUGAAGUUACUCAACUUGUUGCUAAAUUUAUUGUGAGAGAGGCUCGAAAGUCUAAGACCAUGCCGUCACUCCAGAGUGUUCGUGAUAAUCUCAUAUACAAAUACAGGACUAUCGUUCGAGUCUUGAACAAACACUAUGGUGAUGAGGCCCCUGUUGUAGGAAGCUUAACCACUUUGUACAACGGCUUACGCAAUUUGGACAGUGGCCUUUUCUCGUCAGAUGACUGUAAGAACAUGCUUCUCAACCCGAUAAGGUCAUCCGAGGUCGAAUGUCGUCGGCUAAAAAUCAACAUUGGCGACACGCCGCCCACAAGUGGUGAUGGUGUGUUUAUAGCAAGCAAAGCAUCCUUAAUCAUCACUGAUGAUCUUCAAGUAUUGCCUAACACGACGGGUUUUGCUGUGCAAAUUUUCCACAACUUGGGCAUUAUGGAUACAAUUGGGAUCGAGGAAAGGAGUCUGACUUAUUUUAGACAAUGGAUUUGCGAUGAAGUGCGCAACAGUUGUGCCACCUGUUGA